CUGCACCUGAGCGAGUGGUUCUCUCUCGGAAUUCAGGAGCGACUUUUCACAGGAGCAUCUUGGGUGUGGAACGGUGCUGCUGCAGGGGUAGUGGGACAGGCCUUGCUACUUGCCAACUGCCUGGGCCGUCUCCUUCCUGCCCCAACUUUCCUGCAGCUCCCAUCCACCCCUCCCACCCUGCCCAUUCCAACCCCCACCCCACCCCCUAAACAACCCCUCCCUUCCUUCCCUUUCAGUCCCACUUAACCCCUUGUCUCCCUAAUCCUGCAGGCCAUGGAGGCCUUAAUAGUCCUUGUCCUCCUUGUGCAAACCCUCAUCCAGUACCCACACGUGGUGGCUGAUGGGCUGGAUGAGGCCACCCGUUUGCGCAUGGAGAUGCGUGAGAAGUAUCUCAACCAGGAAAUGACUCGGCUGCUGCAGGAGCUGGAGCAGAGCAGCCUGGAGCCCGGUGUCAGAGCCUGGGGAGCCCUGCUCUGGGCUACUUUGGAGCAGUGGCACUUCUGGGCUCUUCUUGCAGUCCUGGGCCUUCUCUUGGCACUGGGCUUUAGCCUCAGGAAAAGGAGCCGUGAGCCACACGGCAGUGCACCACAGGAGAAUGCCAGCAGCAACUUGGAGGUACAGGAAGAUCAAGUUAAUGGCCGUGCAAAUGUGGAAGAAAACAAUGCUGCUGGAAGAGAAGAAAGGAAAUAUGGUGCAAACGGAGACCAAGAGCAAGAUCCUGACAGUAAGGUUGGCAGGUUCAUAGAGGAGUGCAUACGCUGGCCUAUUCUGGACAGAGGUUGCAUGAUAACUGACCUGAUAGAUGAUUUGACACGUGCCUUUGGACACCACUUGUCAAGUCGUUUCUACCCAGUGCCACAGCAAGCCAUCGGCAUGGGCAGUGCCUUUGAAGGUUGGAGUCCCCGCAAGGAGGCUGUUGUGUACCGUGUCCUCGUACCCCUCAGUCCUCCCCCGGGGCACACCUUCCACCUGGAGCCAAACACUGCAGGAGGCAUACCAGGAAAGAACUUCUGCAUCCGUGUGGAGCAGGUCCACAUCCCUGAGGAAAAGCUGCGGAGGAAGAAGAAGUCCAUCCUCCUCUACAACCUCUGUACUCGUUCCUACCUAGAUGUGGAGAAAACUACCCUAUGGUUCCGUCUGAUGGUGAGAGCAAGUUGGUGGCGUUUGCCUCAGUCCAACCAUUGGCAUUUAAAGUUGCUGCCCUCCAGCCGCUCCUGUGCAUUCCGGCUGAUCAAAGGCGGAGAAAGCUUCUGCGUUGAGGUGCUGUUUGGGCUGCAGCAAGGAAACUCAGACAUCUAUGUGAGCAGCCAGUCUAGAGAGGCCCUCUUCACCCCAAGCACAGUGUGGCCGGAGACCUACGGCAUGGCAGAGAUGAAGUUCUUCAGCCACAUUGCCCGGCAGGCUCCACCUGACAGCUGCCACCUCAGAUGCCUGCAGCUCUUGGCCCGUGCUGGGGUGGGCAGAGCCUUUUCCAAUUAUACCCUCAAGACCAUCAUCAUGCACCUCCUCAACACCAUCCCCAUGGCACAGUGGGGCAGGAGGCAUUGCCGCCAGCGGCUGCUGGAUAGCUUGGAUUACCUGCGCUGCUCCCUGCAGAAGAAACGCCUGGACUGCUUUGUCAUCGGCAACCAGAGCAUCCCCCUGGAGAUCGACUUGCCUCCGCACUUCCAAACGCUUCAGCCACCCAACCUUUUCUGGCACCUGGCACAGGAUCCAGAUGCCCACAGAGAGGCCUGGCAAGACUUCUUUUUCCUCCGCUAUCGGCUCCAACAACUGCUCACGGCCAUUGACGGAGAAGCCAGCUCUGCUCCGGUGGCUCACAUUGCUUAA
Messenger RNA from Chiroxiphia lanceolata (lance-tailed manakin), 1830 nucleotides. Its product is annotated as inositol 1,4,5-trisphosphate receptor-interacting protein-like 1. Lineage: Eukaryota; Metazoa; Chordata; Aves; Passeriformes; Pipridae. The coding region runs from base 274 to 1830 and encodes 518 amino acids. The record is from RefSeq and is a predicted model, not a curated record. Gene Ontology annotation, cellular component: membrane. The transcript has a single exon.